AUGGCUUGUAGUUGCUCCAUCGUUUUCUUUUCGCUCUUGUUGUCGGCCGCGUCUGCCGGACACUUAUUCAACAACAAGGAGCCCGGUUAUGUCCCCAAGACGAGGAAAAAUGGCUUUGGACUCAGGACCGCUCCUCUCCCUCACGAGUAUUUGAACGUGAGCGAUUUGCCCAAGUCGUGGGACUGGAGGAACAUCGGCGGAAUCAACUACGUCAGCGCCACCCGCAAUCAGCACAUUCCUCAGUACUGCGGCUCGUGUUGGGCUCACGGCAGCACCAGCGCGAUGGCAGAUCGCAUCAAUAUUAAGCGGAGAGGAGCGUGGCCGUCGGCCUACCUGUCCGUACAGCACGUGGUGGACUGCGCGCAGGCCGGUACUUGCCACGGCGGGGAUCACCUCAGCGUUUGGGAGUACGCCAACGCCCACGGCGUCCCGGACGAGACGUGCAGUAACUACCAGGCCAAAGACCAGGAAUGUAAAGCCUUCAACGAGUGCGGCACCUGCACCACCUUCGGCGUAUGCGACGUGGUGAAGAACUACACCCUGUGGAAAGUGGCCGAUUACGGAGCGGUGAGCGGAAGGGAGAAGAUGAUGGCAGAAAUCUACGCCAGAGGUCCCAUAAGCUGCGGGAUCAUGGCGACAGAAAAACUGGACGCGUACGACGGCGGUCUGUACUCUGAGUAUGUCGAGACACCCUACGUAAACCACAUCGUGUCAGUGGCGGGAUGGGGAGUCGAGAACGGGGUGGAGUACUGGAUCGUGCGCAACUCCUGGGGAGAGCCGUGGGGGGAGAAAGGUUGGCUCCGGAUCGUCACCAGCUCCUUCAAAGGAGGAAGCGGAAGUUCCUACAACCUGGCGGUGGAGACGGACUGCGCCUACGGAGACCCCGUCCUCCCAAAAGACUACCUCGUCUAG
Messenger RNA from Nerophis lumbriciformis (worm pipefish), 912 nucleotides. Lineage: Eukaryota; Metazoa; Chordata; Actinopteri; Syngnathiformes; Syngnathidae. The record is from RefSeq and is a predicted model, not a curated record.